Molecule: messenger RNA, 2649 nt
Organism: Polistes canadensis
Lineage: Eukaryota; Metazoa; Arthropoda; Insecta; Hymenoptera; Vespidae
Exons: 3
Coding region: 1263-1955 (230 amino acids)
Source: RefSeq, a predicted model, not a curated record
AGCUCGACCGGGAUCGUCAGAGUGCCCUCCGACUUGGCCGCGCACGCAUCCCUCCUCUGCCAAGAGCAACGAUAUCGAGUCGAUAUUGUGAGAACGCGCGCGUUGACAACCAUUACGAAGAAGAAGAUACCACAAGAACGUCAACGAGAGGUAGAAAGAGAAAGAGAGAGAAAGAAAGAGAAAGAGAGAGAGAGAAAAAGAGAGAAAACUACUUUCGAAGUUUCGAAAGUUCGCGCAUUCUUUCGGUGAAGGAUCGAGAUACGGUUAGGACAACGAUAACGAUAAUCAAAAUCACCACGAGGAGAAGAACGAAGAUUAAGAAGAUUAAGGAAAAGAAAGAAGAGAGAAAUGAAAGAAUCAUUCUUCGAAGAAUAUUCUAUUUUAUUCGACUACCUGUGGUAUUUUUUCGGAUGAUCGAGGAAUAACGUUUCAUUGAUUAUCGAUUUGUUUCCCGUUGUUGAAAAACAAAACGAAAAAAUAAAAUAAAAUAAAAAGGAAAGAGAAAAUAAAGAAGCACAAGGGGAUCUGUAUAUUAUACUUCAUCAUUCAGAUUGUAAUAUGCUUAUUGUUAUGAGCGUAUGAAUGGUGUGUUGUUGGUGAAGUUUCAAGAGUAUAAUAAAGUGUCCGUCGAUUCGGUCGUCGAUUAAUUAUUUAUCGUCAAUCGAUCGAAGAAAUAUAAGAAAAAAAAAAAAAAAAAAGAAAAAAAAAUAAGAAAGAAAUUAAUAGGAUCAAGAAGUCGCGUGAUAACGGAAGAUAAAGGUCGAAAUCAUCGUGAGAAGAUUUUUCGCGCGAUGCGCCAUUGAACAACGAUGCCUGCUGAGAUAUAAAAAUAAAAAAUCGCAGAGUACUGAAAUAUAUAUAUAUACGAGAUUAAAUUUUCCCCUAGGAUGCAUCUUUGAAAACACUUGUACCAAUAUAUAUAUAUAUAUAUAGUCAUCUCUUUUUUUCUUUCUCCUUUUCUCUCUCUUUCUCUCUCUCUCUCUAUCUAUCUCUAUCUCUCUUUCUCUAUCUCUCUUUCUCUCUCUCCUUUUCUCCGUGGCUUUAUCAGUCUCUUAAUUUUUCGUUGAACGAUUAUUAAAGAAGAAAGAGAAUAUUUUGUUAGAGAUAAAUAUAAAGAGAUCAUCUCGCGUAUUCGAUAUAUCCGGAGAAGAAUAGAAAUCUUAAUCGGAAUAGUGUUGUACGCCGGACCGGAACAAGUCCUUGGCUUUGAGAAACUUGAGGAUAACGUUGUGCGAACGUUGACGGUAUAACACGCGCGAACAAUGAAGUGGUACUACCUAGUGCUGGCACUGAUCGCUGUAACCAGGGCCGACAAUGCGGUCCAAACGACGGAGUAUACGAAUUUCAACUGUCCCGAACUCAAUUCGCAAGAGGAAAUCGAUCUCGAUAAGAUAAUGGGCAAGUGGUAUGUCGUGGAAAUUCUUGAACAUAGGAACGAUCCGAUGAGACCUAUAAACAGUGAACGCGUAGUUCUCGAUUCCUGUCCAACCGUUCAACUACGCUCGCACGAAUAUUCCUCGCUGACACUUCUCUGGACAGAGACUGCUGGAAACUUGGAAUAUACAUUUCGGAUAUCUGACAUAACCAGGAGACCCGGAUUCUGGACUUCCUCUUCUUUACAAAAUGGAACGUUGGUAAGAAACCAAUACAGACAAUUCAUUGGUUGCGUUCACGUAAUGAAAGCUGUGGCCUCGGACAUGGUGUUGACCUUCUGCUCGCGAAACCCUACAAGCCAACUCUAUUCCUUGCUACUCUCACGGGAACACACGCUUGGUGAGGCUGACAGACGAGGGGUUCACAAUCUUCUUGGUCGACGAGGUCUGAAGAUUGUAGUAACUCGUGAGACCUGCGUGAACGGUGCAGCUGGAUGGAGAAGAGCUAUGGUUGACCUCGUUACCUCUACGACUCUUCUAGCUCUCCUAUCCUCAGCGAUCCUUUCCAGAUCCUCGCAGUAAAACUCUUGACGUGACCACGGACUCCUCCGCGAUUUCUCCUACCAACCAUCUUACCCCACCUUAUGACACUUUACUCCAUCCAACCAAUCCACCACCCCUAUCCCUUGCGAACAAGUACCCCUCUCUCAUCUCUCGAGUCACGUAGAUCUCGCGGAUAACUCACGCUCUUUUUUCCUGACAUAAGAGGCGUUUCGUAAUUUCGCACGAUAUCAAAAAAGAAAAAAACUCGUUUACCCGACUUUUCAAUCGAUUCAUCUCACUCGAAUAUCGUGAAAUUUAUUUAAAAUGUGUGUAUUGAAAUAACAAAGGAAAAAAAAAGAAAGAAUAAAGGAACAAAGAAAUAAAGCUUUUCAAUAUCAACGACAUCGAUAUAUCGCUCGAUAGCAAUGCACGAGUAUAUAGUAUUGUUAGUUACCAUAGAGAAAAACUAUUAUUGACGAUUUUUAUUUAAAUCGAUACUAGUUAGACACAUCUGAAAUAUAUGGACAUAUAUUAUAUAGGUAUAUAAAGUAUAUCUCGAUAUAUAUACUAUAUAUACGUAUGAAUAUAUAUUAUAUAUCACGUCCUUCACACAUUCAUACUUUACUUUUAACAAAUAGUUAACGAAGAAUCGUUCGUAUAAUGAGAUAUUACGGAUACAAUUUCAUCUUGAAAAGAGAGAGAAAAAGAAAGGUACAGAAAAAAUAGAAAAAAA